GCAGUAGACGCGGCGGGACACUCCGUGUUUGGUACGUGGGAAAUAACGAACCUCUACAUCCGUUCGCUACUUGUAUUCUACAACUUUUCACCCUUACGCUUCUCAAAGGACUUCUUCUCUACCGUCAAAGAAUAUAACAAUCCUCGCCGAAGCAGCAAGAUGCCGAUCUCAGACUUCCGCAAGAACAAGCUUCUCUACGUCUUCAACGUUUUCUUUGAUGUCAAUCAGAGCGGCACCAUUGAGAAGAAGGAUUUCGAACUAGCUAUUCAGAAGAUUUGCCAAAACAGAGGCUGGGCUCCUGGCAGCCCGAAAAAUCAGCAGACUCACGACAGUCUCCUUAAGGUCUGGGAUGGUCUUCGGCAACGUGCCGACGCCAACCACGACGGUCAGGUGAGCCGCGACGAGUGGUGUUCGAUGUGGGAGGAGUACGCUAAGGAUCCAACGCACGCUUUGGAAUGGCAGCAGCGUUACAUGAACUUCAUCUUCGAUCUGGAGGACACUUCCGACGACGGGCGCAUUGACGAGGAGGAAUUCACCAGCGUUUGUACCACCUACGGAAUUCCAGUAAGCGACUGCAGAACCGCGUUCAACAAAUUGUCGGGACAGAAGAAAGAAGUGACACGCGAGGAGUUUACUGAACUUUGGAAAGAAUAUUUCUCCUCCGACGAUCCGUCAGCGCCCGGUAACUUUAUAUUUGGAAAAAAUUCGUUUAAUUAAACCAAAACACCUAAUCAGCGCAAUAAAUACACCCUAUCCUGUAUCCACGUAUAACGAAGCUCCUAUGCAUUCAUUGAACGUCGUGUAAUAAACGAAUUAUCCUAUCACUAGUCCUAGCCAAGUCAUAUCUUCGAUAUUGUAAUGAUAUCAAUAAAAUAAUAGUAGUAAGAACAUAAUAAUGAUAACGAUAAUGGUAAAUCGAGCGUACGUGUAAUAAAACAUAUUUAUUAUACGACAAAAUUAAUGCGAAGAUCGUCGAGUCAUUGAAACGAAGUCUGUAUUAUUAUUAACUAACACUACAACGAUGGCUGUCAAUCAAUACUAUCAAUACACCGGCGAAGUUACCCGACGAUUAGCUUAUGAAUGGUAUAUAUGUCAAAAAUUUAUCGAUCAUUAUAAUUCUUCAAAUGUUGUCGUAGUUUUCACGGAGAAUUCGCGGUUUAAGCUGCGGUUUCUUGUUCGGUUAAUUUCUUUCUCAUGAUAUCUAGAGCUGAGCAGGACGAUGGAUGCAGACUAUGAUUCAGAAUAUAUAUAUAGAUAUAUCGACCCUUCGCAUUUUGAAACUAUGAGAUAAAUUUUAUGAUUAGUAUUCUAUGGUAUAUAUAAUAUGCAGCAAAAGAAAAAAUGAAAAAAAAAAACAACAACAACAACAAAAGAAGAAAAGAGCAAUUUAGUAUACAUAUAUGUGUAUAUAAAUAUACGAUAAAGAUUAUUAUGGUGUAAGUGAUUGAAUAAAUGUAAUGAAUAAUAACGAUAUCUAAUUAUCAUUUAUAGUAUAGCGUUUCGCCUCUUUGCCGUUUAGUGAGUUCAGUUUGAGAUUGUAAUAACAUAUCAGGUUGAGGAAAUGAAAUCAAUUCAAUAAUUGGGGAAAAAUGCAUAAAAAUGGAAGUAAGAAAUUUAUUUUUAACGAUCACUUCAGUCUUCGGGGAAAAACCGCAGGAGCUUGCAGCUUGCAGCAGUUCAACUAAAAUCGUACCUAUAAUUCUCUACUGAUUAUAUUGUUGUGUCUUUACGGUAGCACGUAUAUGUAAUUAUGCGUUUAAAAAAAAAAAAACGUUGUAUACUUGGGUUCGUAAAUAAUAGGACCAUGCAUCAUCACAGUCGCCUGCAGUUGUGUUAAAUGAAUUUCCGAUUCACAUAUAAAUAUCCAUGCUCGCAAGGGUGAUUUGAGUAUAAUUAAUCAUUAAUCACAUGAAAGUAUGAUAAUAAAUUUUUUAUAAAUCGAAAAAUAUAUACCGCGAUCAUUAUAUCGCGCUGAUUAUAAUCCUGAGCGUUACAAA
Diprion similis is the source of this 1997-nucleotide messenger RNA. RefSeq names its product calexcitin-1 (gene Scp2). The transcript has 7 exons. Gene Ontology annotation, molecular function: calcium ion binding. The coding region runs from base 160 to 717 and encodes 185 amino acids. The record is from RefSeq and is a predicted model, not a curated record. NCBI's taxonomy places the organism in Eukaryota, Metazoa, Arthropoda, Insecta, Hymenoptera, Diprionidae.